Messenger RNA from Colletotrichum orchidophilum, 4629 nucleotides. Its product is annotated as Sec7 domain-containing protein. NCBI's taxonomy places the organism in Eukaryota, Fungi, Ascomycota, Sordariomycetes, Glomerellales, Glomerellaceae. The coding region runs from base 1 to 4629 and encodes 1542 amino acids. Gene Ontology annotation, molecular function: guanyl-nucleotide exchange factor activity. The record is from RefSeq and is a predicted model, not a curated record. Gene Ontology annotation, biological process: regulation of ARF protein signal transduction. The transcript has 8 exons.
AUGAGUCGAGAUGCAGAUGAGCUGCUGCAAACCGAGACGGCUUCUGCCGUUGGCAUCCGUUCCAGCGUAGACCUUCGUCGAGCCAUGAUCGCGCCCAGGAUGCAAUAUCGAAGCCGACCCGUCUCUGUCGCUGUAGACCCAGUGUCUUUGGUCAUGUCCGAGUGCAUAUCGAUCACUUCUGCGAUUCAAAAACAUGCGCGAUCUCCUCAUUCUUCCGUUUCGGCCAUCUUGGGCGGAAGCCCAAACCCGAUUCACCUGGGCCCCCCGACUCCUUCGCCGAGGGGUGCGUCCAAGACGCCAGGUGCUGGACUCGGGAUCGACCGUGCUCAGGACGUGGUUUCCGCCAACAGAUGGGGUCUACGUGGAAAGAAGGGUCGCAGCAUACAGGACAACCCAUUGAUGGCCGGCUUUGGGAAGCUUCGCCAUGAAUUGGCCAGCGUUAGAGAUAUCCAUUCUUUCGAUGCCCUUUUUCUCUUGAACCCGUUCCUUCAAAUCAUCCAAACGAAAGGCACCGCCGCGCCUAUCACCAUUCUCACUCUGGGAGCCCUGCGGAAGUUCUUGGCUUACGGAUUUAUAAGCCCUGCAUCGCCGCGAUUUGCCCUUGCCAUGCAGUCCUUAUCGGCAGCCGUCACUCGAUGCCAAUUCGACGGAAGUGACUCGGGGCAGGUGGAAGUUGUUCUACUGAUGAUUCUCCACCUGAUGGAAGAUAUGAUGUCGGGACCAGGAGGCGACAUUCUGAGCGACGAAAGUGUUUGCGACAUGAUGGGCAGGGGACUAGCAAUAUGCUCACAACCUCGGUUUUCGCCUGUUCUCCGACGAACAGCCGAAGCGUCAAUGGUUCGGAUGUGCCAGAUCAUUUUUGAAGACGUCAAACACCUCGAGGUUGAGGCCGGAGACGAGUCUGAUGCUCUAGACAAGCAGACAAGCGCCGACAUGAAUAGCGUCAAGAUGGAUCCCGCCGCGAAUACUGCACCAGGCCUACAGGUGACGAGCUCUGAACCGGAACCGCGCUUGUCCAUCUCAAGCUCGACACCUCUGGAGCCGAACCCUCGCUCUCAGAGAAGCUCAGAGUCGGGAGACAGCAAAGACGACGGUGGCGCUGGCGGUGAUGUAGAGGCGGAUGGUGACGCCGAUGGCGCGGAGAGUUCCGACUCUUUGGAUCUCCGACCCUACUCGCUACCCUCUGUACGGGAACUUUUCCGGGUUUUGGUCAAUUUUCUAGACCCCAACGACCGGCAGCAUACGGACACCAUGAGAGUAAUGGCCUUGCGCAUUAUCCACGUUGCCCUCGAGGUUUCCGGUCCCUCUAUUGCACGGCACCCUGCUUUGGCCGGGAUAGCCGAGGACAGGCUCUGCUGCUAUCUCUUCCAGCUUGUCAGGUCUGACAACAUGGCCAUCCUACAAGAGUCGUUGAUUGUGGCCGGGACGUUGCUAGCCACUUGCCGCGGUGUGUUGAAAUUGCAGCAGGAGGUGUUCCUCUCAUAUCUCGUAGCAUGCCUUCAUCCGUCGGUAGAAAUACCGCGAGAACCGGGCAUUGACCCAUCACUCUAUGCCGGGAUCCCGCAAUCUCCCAAGCUCGUUAAGCCACCGCCAUCGCAGACCAGCAGCGGGCGAUCGACCCCAGUCCCGGUGAAGGAUCGGCAGAAGCUCGGUCUUGAGGGCGGUGCCAGGAAACCAGACGCGAGACAGGCAAUGGUAGAAAACAUUGGUGUACUGUCAAGAAUGCCAACAUUCAUGGCUGAACUCUUUGUCAACUAUGAUUGCGAUGCGGAUCGAGCGGAUCUAUGCGAAGACAUGAUUGGCCUUCUCUCGAGAAAUGCUUUGCCGGAUUCCGCAACCUGGAGCACCACGAGUGUGCCACCACUUUGCCUAGAUGCGCUACUCAGAUACAUCCAGUUCAUCGCUGAACGGUUGGACGAGGCGCCCCUCGCCGAUGGCUAUCCUGAUGCUACAGAGUUACGAGAGUUGAGACGGAAGAAGAAGAUCAUUAUCAAGGGUACCAGCAAAUUCAACGAGAACCCCAAGGGUGGUCUUGCAUAUCUUGAGGCCCAAGGAAUCAUUUCCGACCUCAAGGACCCAGUUUCGGUCGCAAGGUUCUUGAAGGGAACAUCGCGGGUGUCCAAAAAGGUCCUCGGCGAGUAUCUUUCUAAGAAGGGAAACGAGGCCGUUUUGGAGGCAUUUAUGAGCCACUUCGACUUUUCAGAGAAGCGGGUAGACGAGGCGCUCAGAGGGCUAUUGGAGACAUUCAGGUUGCCAGGAGAGUCGGCGUUGAUUGAGAGAAUCGUUGUGUGUUUCGCAGACAAGUACUGCUUAAAGGCAAAACCUACAGAGGUUGCCAACGCAGAUGCUGUCUACGUCCUGACGUACGCCAUCAUCAUGCUGAACACGGACCAGCACAACCCCAACCUCAAGAGUCAAAAACGUAUGACGGUGGAUGACUUUGCACGAAACCUGAGAGGAGUCAAUGACGGCCAAAACUUUGCACCAGAGUAUCUUCAGGAUAUCUUUGACAACAUCAGGACCAACGAGAUUAUCCUGCCUGACGAGCAUGACAACAAACAUGCUUUCGACUAUGCUUGGCGCGAGUUGCUCGUCAAGUCGGAAUCGGUGCGUCCGCUGGUUUUGUGCGAGACCAACAUAUACGAUGCCGACAUGUUCGCUUCAACCUGGCGACCUAUUGUGUCCACCCUUUCAUACGUAUUCAUGUCCGCUACCGACGAUGCGGUCUUUGCGAGAAUCGUCACCGGCUUCGAUGAAUGCGCACGCAUAGCGGCGAAGUAUAAGAACACGGAAGCUCUUGAUCAAAUUAUCUACGCUCUCAGUCACAUGACUACGUUGGCCACUGAUAUACCCUUCAACACGAACCUGAACACGGAGGUUCAAGCUGGCGAAAGCAGCGUCAUGAUCACCCGCAUCUGGCUCAACCUCUUCGUCAACUCCCUGGUUCCCCCCUUCUUCGCUGAUUCUCCAGUCCUCGACAUUGGCGCGAUCCCGCUACACACACCAUCUCAAGUGAUUGACCGUGCGGCAAAGACGAUUGAAACAGGCUUCUUUUCUGCAUUUACUAGCUACAUUUCCAGCUAUGCGGCAGACGAUCCACCAGAACCCUCGGACGAAGAACUGGAAAGCACUCUCUGUACCGUCGACUGUGUAAACUCUUGUCACAUGGGCAAUGUCUUUGCCAAUAUCUCAAAACUCCCCCCCCAUGAGCUGGAGCCGUUGAUUGACUCCCUCCUCAACGCACUGCCUGAAGACAACAACCCAACGGUCAUAGUUGUUAAGUCAGAAAACUUGCCGGCAUCAGCAACGAAUGGACAAAAGCCAGUGCAACCUGGGGCUGUGUAUGACCCUGCCAUGGCCUAUAUCCUUGAGUUCAGCACCGUGCUGGCUCUUCGUGACCAGGGCACAGUCCAACUUGUGGCUAAAAGAGUUAUCGAAGCACUGCAGGCCGUGCUGCGAGAUGCCGGACGAUACCACUACAUUGUCGUCUCAAGGGCGACCUUCUAUCUUCUCAAGCUCUUACGAGUCAGCUAUGCUUUUGACUUCAUCAACGUCCCGGUAUUGCUGCAUACAAUGUCGAGCUUUCCAAAGGAAGCACUUGCAAGGACUUCGGCCAUGGUGCUUCAUGGUCUGAGACUCUGCAUAGACGAACCCAGCCCACUACGUAAUGAGAUCAUGACUUCUCCGGAUUUCUGGGCCAUAAUGCGAGCACUCACCGGGCGUCCAGAUUCUGCGCCUCUCGUGUUUGACAUCCUUGAGCUAGGCUGCGGAGGCGAACCACCUGCUAUCAUUGCAGACAACUACGAGGCGGCCAUCUCUCUCCUCGGCGACUUCGCUUCGGGAGCAGGCCGGGUCGUCCUCGCAGAACGCAAACUGGACGCUCAGCAGCGUAAAGCUCGGGAGGGAACGCACGACAAAACCAAUGUCAAUGAGGCUAUUUCACGAGGUACGAAGGCGGUCAACAGCAUUUACAAUAUGACAGCGCGUAUACCAUUCUUGAUGAAGCAGUCCCAUCUUGAGAGCAACGAAGCAUGGUCCGCUUACUGGCUGCCCAUAUUCCAGGCACUCACGACCCAAUGCACAAACCCAUGUCGAGACGUUCGCCUUCAGGCGUUCACGUCGCUGCAGCGAUCUCUACUAUCGCCCGAGCUCACUGACAGCGACCACAAGGAGUGGACAGCCAUCUUCGGGGAGGUUCUGUUUCCUCUAAUUCAUAAGCUUUUGAAGCCUGAAGUCUUUUCGUCAGACCGUGACGGCAUGAGCGAGAUGCGUGUACAAGCCGCGUCUCUACUGUGCAAAGUAUUCCUCCAAUACCUCGUCCUCCUCUCGAAGUGGGACGGAAUGUUGGACCUGUGGGUCAAGAUCAUUGACAUCAUGGAUCGAUUGAUGAACAGUGGUCAAGGCGACAGCCUGGAAGAGGCAGUUCGCGAGAAUCUCAAAAACGUGGUUCUUUUCAUGGCAAGUAGCGGCUUCCUAGUGUCUCCCAGGCAAGACGAUUCAAAAGAAAAGCUAUGGAACGAGACUUGGAAACGCAUCGACCGGUUCCUACCAGAAUUGAAGAGCGACCUGGCUUUGGAAGAACCCAGCGGCGGGGAGGAGCCAGCACCAGCGGUGGGGGCGAGUGCCUAA